Paracoccidioides brasiliensis Pb18 is the source of this 984-nucleotide messenger RNA. RefSeq lists its product as uncharacterized. The record is from RefSeq and is a predicted model, not a curated record. The coding region runs from base 1 to 984 and encodes 327 amino acids. Gene Ontology annotation, biological process: positive regulation of proteasomal ubiquitin-dependent protein catabolic process; protein polyubiquitination; ubiquitin-dependent protein catabolic process. Gene Ontology annotation, cellular component: cytoplasm; ubiquitin ligase complex. The transcript has 2 exons. Gene Ontology annotation, molecular function: zinc ion binding; ubiquitin conjugating enzyme binding; ubiquitin protein ligase activity.
AUGGGUGUGACAUACCGCCGCAAAUCAGGGGUUCCUAAUCCCCGGAAAACAAUAGCCAACAAAACCCGAGAUAUGCCAUUUCCAAGUGCAAAUAUAGCUGCUACACCAAACCUUCCUUUAGCAAACACUGUCUUUGAAUUAAUACGAAAUACAAAUGCUCUCAGCUCUGCAAACUCACAUGGACUUUCAGCUCCUGGAGCCAUCGUGACUCCGAGCCCAAUGAUGGACGUAACCCGCAUUCAACCAACGAAGGUUUCUCUUCCCCAAAAACCCCCAACUCACACCCGGAAGAAGGAUCGAAGUGAUGCCUUCCGGGAAUGUGUCAUCUGCGCUGAAUUGAAACCCUUGGGAUGGAAAGGGGCGAAUUUCCCCUCUUUCCCCCGAUGCGCACAUGGUCCACAGACAUGCUCAGAUUGCGUGUCAAAGCACAUCAUCAUAACGUUGAAAACACGGGCCCCCAUUAACCACAACCAGGUAGCAAGCAAAGGAGUAAUUGACUGGUCCAUAUGUACCUGUCCACAGUGCAACAUGACCCUUACAGAGUCUGAGAUACGAUCGGCCCUGAGCCGCUCGGAAAAUGCGGUCAUUACUGGAAUCGUUUCUCGCAAGGAACUCGAAUCCCACCCACGCUGGGCUUCGUGUCUGUCCAUUACCUGCUCGUCGGGCCAAAUAUUUCCGGAAGGCGCGCAGUCUGAGAAAGUGGUAUGCAUCAAAUGUGGAGCUAGUAGCUGCUUCCUACAUGGCAUCCCGUGGCACACCAAAUAUACCUGUGGCCAGUAUGACGAUAGCCAUCCGAACGCCCAGAGCGUGCGAAGUAGCGAGGAUCGCAUCAAAAGAAUGACUAAAAAGUGCCCGAAUCCAGGAUGUGGCUGGCGAAUUCAGAAAAGUGGAGGAUGCCCAAAUAUGUUAUGCAUUAAAUGUUCCCGACCAUUUCGCUGGGACGAGGCCAAAUGGGAUGAGAAUGUCGUUCCAGAACCAGAGUGA